This is a messenger RNA of Trichoderma harzianum CBS 226.95, 1455 nucleotides long. RefSeq lists its product as hypothetical. Gene Ontology annotation, molecular function: protein heterodimerization activity. The record is from RefSeq and is a predicted model, not a curated record. Gene Ontology annotation, biological process: transcription initiation at RNA polymerase II promoter. The transcript is spliced from 2 exons. Gene Ontology annotation, cellular component: transcription factor TFIID complex. Bases 309 to 1268 code for a protein of 319 amino acids. Lineage: Eukaryota; Fungi; Ascomycota; Sordariomycetes; Hypocreales; Hypocreaceae.
GUGCAAUUAUAACAUUAUAACUAUAACAUACAGUUGAUUCAACUACUCUAUCCGCCUUCAUCUACAACUUUUCCAACUCCCCCACAAUAAUCCGGGCGGCUUAUCGAUAAUGGCACUCAGCUUCACGUGCUGCUACAAUACCACCCAAACACCUCUUGUAGCUCUACUCUUACAGCGCGACAACCCAGCAGCUGAGCUCCUCUUCAGAUCCCAUCACCACCCAACUACAAAUUCUCUACACCACUACCAACUCACCCCGUUACACUCGCCAUAUCCAAUCCUCGCCUCUUGCUAGCCGAAAGCUCAUCAUGUCCGACACAGUGUCGCGUAAACGCAGCGUCUCUGCUGCCACCCCCGAUUCAGAUCCAAAGCGCCCGAGACUUGCGUCGCAAGAUGGCCAAGAGCAGCAACCUGAAACGAAUCAAGCUCAGAUACAGCAGGAUGCUCUGUCAGAAUGGGCAGACGAGGAAUCUACGUCGGCAGUGGCUUCCAUGUCUCCAACCGUGCACCAGUUUGCCCGGACUGGUAUUCAGCGAUCCAUUGCCAUGGUGUUGUCGCAUGAUGGGUUUGAAUCUGCCAGUCCCGAGGCGCUGGAGAGCUUCACAGAAUUGGUUGAACAGUAUAUGAGCUCCAUCAUCCAGGAAGUCAAGCGACUCGCAAUAUCGUCACGUCGCGAAGCUCCCAUCCCGUCAGACUUUGAGAGCAUGCUAAAAUACCACAACAUCCCGCUCUCAUCUCUAAAACCGCAUGUCAAAAGCAGAGUUUUCAAUCAAAAUGCGACCGACCGGGGCCUUGCGGUCGUAACCGCCGACGACACAUUUACCUCUCUCCCGCUUCUCGGCGUCGAGCUCAGCGGCCAGGCGGACAAGGACAGCAAACCAUACAUACCAGCAUCUUUCCCCGGAUUCCCCAGCACACACACAUACAGAUUCACACCGCAAGAGGAUAAAAGGACGAAGGAUUCUAAGCAAAUCAGAGAGGACGCGGCGAAGAGCGCGCAGCUAGGCGAGGAUGCUUUGCGAAGGCUCGUGCGCGCUUCGAAAAUGCGCAAGCAAAAGGAAGUCAAGUCACUAGUCGAACGCGAUAGCCAGGGCAAAGAGCGGUUCCGGCUAUGGGAGUCAACUAUGAAGCGGUUCAUGGGGGGAGACCGGUUCAGAGAGCACGCCGACAAGGUGGACAUUGCAGAUCAUAGCAUGCUGGUCAAUGCUGAUGUCAAAUUUUCCCGACGAGAGGUGUCUCGCCUGGGUAAGAAGUCAAACGCUUUAUGAUGCGUUUGAACACGUAAUGAUCGAAACUGGUGGACUGGAAAACUCAAAAGGCAGUCUUUAUAACGGCUAUUCUGCUAGUCUUUUUAUAUAUGAUACCCGCAGUGUCAUUUCAGUUUAGGUAGUUAUCAAUAAGUAUGGGAAUGGAUUCAUACAGAUAGAACAAUCAAAGACAUCUCACGAUGCAUGC